AUGCCAAUCUCCGCCCUCAUCUUCGGCGCAACGGGCCUCACUGGCCGGAACCUGGUCUCCGCCGCCGCCGCGCUGGAGCAGUUCUCCCCGCUCUACACCGUCUCCCGGCGGGCGCCGUAUACCUCGCCUUCUGCCGAGGACGGCUCGGUCAAGCCGGCGGGCAAGAUGACCGCCGUCAUCGAGGACAACAGCGACGGUGAAGAAGCAGACAGCGGCAGCGGCAGUGGCGACGGUCCAGGAAAGGGGGGCAAGUGGGCUGCCAAGCUCGCCGAGAUUGCCACGGGCGAGGGCAAAGCAGGCGGCCGCCUGGAUGUCGUUAUGUCUGCGCUGGGCACGACGAGGAAUAACCCGGGCGGCCUGAAGGGGCAGUGGAAGAUUGACCAUGACUUGAACAUUGAGCUCGCCAAAGCCGCCAAGGCCGCCGGCGUCAAGACGUACCUCUUCGUCUCGUCCGCCGGCACGCGGGGCUACAUCGCCUCCAUGAUCCCCUACUCCAAGAUGAAGGUGGGCGUCGAGGACGCCAUCCGCGACCUGGGCUUCGAGCAGGCCAUCAUUCUCCGGCCCGCGGCGAUCCUGGGAGCCCGGGACAGGCCGCACACGGGCGGGCCGUGGCUCAACAACGCGGUCAACAGCCUCGCGUACAUCAGCCAGGGCGCGCGGGACGCGAUGGGCCAGGACGCCGACGUCAUCGCCAAGGCCGGGCUGGCGGCCGUCAUGGCGGCCAAGGAGGGAAAAGUGCCCAAGGGCCAGGAGGGGUACUGGGUGCUCGAGGGCAAGGAUAUCCUCAAGUUGGGGAGGGAUGAGUGGAAGGCUUGA
Microdochium trichocladiopsis is the source of this 816-nucleotide messenger RNA. RefSeq lists its product as uncharacterized. The transcript has 2 exons. The record is from RefSeq and is a predicted model, not a curated record. NCBI's taxonomy places the organism in Eukaryota, Fungi, Ascomycota, Sordariomycetes, Xylariales, Microdochiaceae. Gene Ontology annotation, biological process: import into nucleus. Gene Ontology annotation, cellular component: cytoplasm. The coding region runs from base 1 to 816 and encodes 271 amino acids.